Molecule: messenger RNA, 2419 nt
Organism: Selaginella moellendorffii
Lineage: Eukaryota; Viridiplantae; Streptophyta; Lycopodiopsida; Selaginellales; Selaginellaceae
Product: transcription factor TCP22
Exons: 1
Coding region: 824-2071 (415 amino acids)
Cellular component (GO): nucleus
Molecular function (GO): DNA-binding transcription factor activity; sequence-specific DNA binding
Source: RefSeq, a predicted model, not a curated record
CCCUAAUUUAAUCCUGGAGCAGCGAUGAACAGGCGAGCAAUGCAACAAAGAGGACAGAACGUGGGGUCCCCACUUUUCCCUCUAUCUUUCUUUUCUCUCUCUCUCUCUCUCACUCUCUCUUUGUUUUUUUUCCCCUCCCCUCUUGUGGAUCACUCGCUCUCUCUAGGAAGCUCCGCUUUCUUCUUCUUCUUCCUGGAUUGUAACCUGGGGCCAGUUCUUCUUCGUCGAGAGGAGCCCAUCCCUCCCAUGGCCCGCGAUUAUCCAUCGCCGCCGCGUCGCAGUCUCGCUGGUAGAUGAUAGAUCUGUGUGGCAGCGUCGCAGCUUUAAAUUCUCUCCACCACCGCCAAUUGCCCAAAUCCUUCUUCCUGCCACCACAAUGCCGCGCCCUUCCUCCACCAGUGAGUGAUUGCUCUUGAGCGCUCUUCACUUCCUCCUCGAUCCUUGGCUGGCAAUUCUCUUCUCCCUGGAGCUGGAAUUCCUCGUUCCUUGAUGGUGUUUAGGUGGCUCCUCAUUGUGGCGGAUGGCGGCGGCACCACGAUCGCGGGGGCGCGAAGCGAAGAAUUUCCAUCGCCGGAAUCUAUAGCGACGAACUAAAGUAGAAUCUAAGAUCGCUCCCUCUUCCCCGGGAGAGCGACACAAUUCCAGGUCUGGACAAGAGCUUGGUGGGCGAGAGCGAUAGAAUUCUCCGGGGACUAGGCAAAGAGCUUGCUUGGUGGGCACGGCAGUCGGGCAGGGAAUAGAUUAGAGGGCUCCAGCAUCCAGCACAGGCCAGAAAGAAGAAUUCGCGAGAAUUCGCGAUCGCUGGGGUCCCAGGGAGGAGGAAAUGCGAGCAGCAAACUCCAUGGAUUCGUCGUCCACAUCCUCGAUCCAGGACCCCGGCGGUGGCGCGGCGCCGCCGGCCGCGCCACCGCCGCCCAAGAAGCCGCCGCCUAAGAGAUCCUCCAACAAAGACCGCCACACCAAGGUGGAGGGGCGGGGGCGGCGGAUCCGGAUGCCCGCGACUUGCGCCGCGCGGAUCUUCCAACUCACGCGGGAAUUAGGUCACAAAUCCGAUGGCGAGACGAUAGAGUGGCUGCUCCGCCACUCCGAGCAGGCCAUCAUCGCCGCUACGGGCACCGGCACCAUCCCCGCGCUGGCCAUGCAAAGCGGCGGGCUGCUACUGCGCGGUAAGCCGCACGGCAUGGCUGGGCUCUCGCGCAGCGGCAGCAGCACCAUCGAACAGGUACCGCGCAGCAGCACCGCCGAGUCGCGCGGUAUGCCGCUGGGCUACACUGCGGCCAGCGGCGUCUACAGCCCGGCACUGCCGCCACCGCCGGCGGCAUCCAGCGUGGAGCGAUCGGGGCUGUCGGCACCCGCUGGCUACGACCCAACCGCCCAUCACCACCCGCUCAUGGCGUUCCAGCAGCUGGGGCCUUCCUCCGCGGAGCACGAGUCCCGGCCGUUGGAUCCGGAUGGAGAGGACGGCGACGAUCAGGGCGGGAGGUUCGGCAAGAGGAUCCGGGCGGACAUUCCGUCCAUCCCGAUGCUGCUGGGCCACCAGCUCAAAGAAGACCCGGACGGCGGGAGACGGCAGGGGCAUAUACCGUCCCCACAACCAGGGCAUAUUCCGGCGCUAUGGAACUCUCCCGCCAUUUGGAUGCUGCCUGCGAGCGAGCAGCAAGUGUGGUUCCCUUCCCCGGCGUCGUCCCAGAUGUUUAUUAGGGCUGGGGGAUUGGAUCUACCAAGCUCGGCGCUCUCGGCCAUGGAUUCCAGCAAUUCCAACUCCAAUUCCUCGAAUCCGGCAAUGGGCAGCCACAAUCUCCACCACCACCUCUUGGGGCAUAUGAAUUUGAGCUCGAUGCAGCAGCCAUCGUCCUCGUACGUGCUCUCCUCCAUGCCGGCCUCCUCGUCCUCGAUCGAGCACGGGCAUCUGGGAAUGCUGAGCGCGCUGAGCGCCUACACGAGGAACAUGACGCAACAGCAAGAACAGCAGCAUCAACACCACCAAGAUCUAGGCGAGCACCAAGGUCAGCAUCAUCAUCACCAGGGAAGAGAUCACAGCAACGAGGAUCACAGCUCUCACGAGCAAUAGUUUCUUCGCGCGAAGAUCAAAUUGGAUCAUAGCAGCAGCAGCAGCAGCAUUUUUGGGCAUUGGAGAGAUUUUUUUAUUUUUUUUCCCCUUUCAUCGUGCCUCGGCAAACACAGGUUUUGUGCGUUCCUCUCUCUUUCUCCCGGCGUGGUCUCUCAUAAGCUCUUUCAUAUAGAUCAUUCUUUUUGACCCCGCGAAAAAAGCACCAAAAUCGAGGGUCUUCCAGAGGCGGUGUACAUUAUAAAUUCUUUCCUAUACAAAUUCUUUUCAAGACAACAUUAAUAAAUAAUUGUCACAUUAUUUUUUGUAUUUUUCUCAAAUUAUAUAAGUUUAAACUCAAAUAUUAUUUUU